Chironomus riparius is the source of this 501-nucleotide messenger RNA. NCBI's taxonomy places the organism in Eukaryota, Metazoa, Arthropoda, Insecta, Diptera, Chironomidae. The record is from the annotation of a GenBank genome assembly.
AUGAGUACAUUUUUGAAAAUACUAACAAUUCUUUUAAUUCUCUCUGUUUUAAAAAAUGAAAUUGCAUUCGCAAGAAGCAUAAAGAUGAAAAGAUCGCCGGACUUUUGGGAUUCAAUUAAAAGUAUUUUUGGUGCUACAACCACUCCAAAUCCAUGUCAAGAAUAUUCAGCUGAUGGUGACUGCCUAGGAAAUAUAGAUGAAGCAACAAUUGAAUAUAAAUGUGUGUUCUGCAAAAAUACAAGCAGAUUUGUAUUUUCGAAAAGUUUAAAAGUUAAACGAUCUCCAGAUUUUUGGAAUUCGAUUAAAAGUAUUUUUGGUGCAGCUUCAACAACAGAAAAUCCAUGCCAAGCAUACUCAAAAGAUGGAGAUUGUCUUGGCGUUAUUGAUGAGGAACUAGUUGAAUAUAAAUGCAUGUUUUGCUCUAAGAAAUGCAAAGAUGGAACCAUUUUGGAUAAGUCUAACUUCUGUCGAAGAAUCAUCAGCUUUAAAAGACCAAAGUAG